This is a messenger RNA of Mucor mucedo, 611 nucleotides long. RefSeq lists its product as uncharacterized. Bases 138 to 611 code for a protein of 157 amino acids. Gene Ontology annotation, molecular function: zinc ion binding; ubiquitin protein ligase activity. NCBI's taxonomy places the organism in Eukaryota, Fungi, Mucoromycota, Mucoromycetes, Mucorales, Mucoraceae. The transcript has 5 exons. The record is from RefSeq and is a predicted model, not a curated record.
AAAGAUAAAACAAAAAGAAAAUAAUAAAGAAAAAGGGGUUUAUAUUUAAAUCGUCUUUUUUUCCCACGACCAAAAACCCCUUCUUUCUCACACACACACACAUUUGUCGUACCAUAUUGGUAUUAAGCAAAUAAAAUAUGGCAUCUCAACCCAUGGAUUAUACCAGCAGCAGCAAUAGCGAUACAGAGUCUGAGUUAGCUGAUAUGUUGCGUAAAUUUACCAUUCAUAAGAAAAUAGAGACUGUUUCCGAUUACAUUAAACAGAACGAAAACCCUCCUAUGCCGUUUGUAAAUGAUCAUACAGAGGUCAGAUUACAAAGGUCUUGCAAACAAGAUAUUCGUCUCUUAUCCAGCAAAAUGACACGACGCUUCCUCAGUCAUGAGUUUGAAGUUAGAGGUAGUACAGGCCAGAAUUAUACCGUGAAAAUAGGGCCCAAACUGGAUUGCACUUGUCGUGACCACAGAACAAGAGCUACUCAUUGCAAGCAUAUCUUGUUUAUUCUCUCUCAAGAAUUAAAGAUUCAGAAUUAUUCUAGCAUCAUUUAUGUCACCUUGUUUCCUACUGAUCAGAGAUAUUCAGUCAUUACCAUUCGAAUGUGUGACUUGCGUUAG